UUGAUGUGUGAACUUGAUUUUUAAGGUCACAUCUUUCGGUUUUUGGACCUUCCUAGCUAGCAUGACUUUAUAGUUCAAAAGCAAAGCAAUGAAACUUUCUAUGAUUAUAAAGGCUUCAGGGGUCUUCAACAUACCUACUGUUAUAUGUCUUUCGAGCGGUUCUUUGUACCACCACCACAAAAAUCCAGUCAACUAGGAAAAUUCUUUCAUCGCCAGGACAAUGGAGGACAACAUGAAAACCACCAUGAAGAUGGAAUUUGAGGACUUGCUGCCAGUUAUGGCAGAGAAGCUAGACGUCGAGGCCUUUGUGGCAGAGUUAUGCAAGGGAUUCAAGCUUCUAGCAGACCCAGAAAGGAGGUUGAUAACACCCGAGAGUCUAAGGAAAAAUUCAGGACUCCUGGGUAUGGAGGGGAUGAGCAAAGAGGACGCAGAGGGGAUGGUUAAAGAAGGCGAUCUUGAUGGCGAUGGGGUGCUUAAUGAGACUGAGUUUUGCAUUCUGAUGGUGAGGCUGAGCCCCGGAAUGAUGGAAGAUGCAGAGGCAUGGCUCGAGAAGGCACUUGAUCAAGAGCGCAGGAAAUCUUCAGCUUGACUGUGCAUUGAUCAGUACUUGGAGCAGCAAAAAGACUGCUCUUCUGGUUUCUGUAACCUGGCUAUGGGAGACAAUUAUCAAAUUCAUAUUGUUUUUGUAACUUUGUCAUCAACAUGAUCAGAUCGAUCGAAUAUUGUUCGUCUGGGUAUGUAAUAUAAUAUUAAUGUUUGGAUUAAAAUUGGUCAAGACUAGACUCUGCAUAAGAAGUUGGAAGAAUAAAUUAGGACCUUAUUUUGGAGCCUUUA
Molecule: messenger RNA, 834 nt
Organism: Carya illinoinensis
Lineage: Eukaryota; Viridiplantae; Streptophyta; Magnoliopsida; Fagales; Juglandaceae
Product: calcium-binding protein KIC
Exons: 1
Coding region: 221-589 (122 amino acids)
Molecular function (GO): calcium ion binding
Source: RefSeq, a predicted model, not a curated record